CGCUGGUGUGUUUCCGGUUGGACGACAACGUGUGGAGAAACAGGUAGCUAACUUCACAUUAUUGCUGUAACUAGCUAAAAUAAUAGACAAACUAUUCAACAAUGAGUAGUUAACGGAGUGUUACGAUGGGCUUUGUCAUUGACAGGAAUAAAGUGUUUUCGCUGAGCCGUAGCUGUUCAAAAUCCUUGAUUGAACGCUAGUUAGCUAGCCAGCAAUAAGCUAGCUAGCAUCAUGCAUGGCUAUCUUAGCCAAAUGUUCAAUGAUAUUGCUUCGCCUCUUCCUCGGUCUUAGCUACAUCAAAGCUGGUGGUAUAGAUGGGUUGGUUGUUUAGCAACAAAACCGACGCAUGCAAAACAGACAUUACAUGUCAUAGUAAAAAAAAUUAUGCACUCACUAACUGUAAGUCGCUCUGGAUAAGAGUGUCUGCUAAAUGACUGAAAUGUAAUUAAAUGUUUAGAUUGUUAACAUGUAAAGUAUGUUACGUCUCCAAUGUUUAUUGAAAACAUAAAGUUGCAAAAUCUGAGCAUUUGUCUCUCAAAUACAUUGUUAUAGUUGUUGGUUAGCUAACAAAUUUGAGCCAUAUUAGCAUAGACGUGACAUCCGUCAAAACACCUAAAAACAAGACAUGGUAUCAAGAACAAGACCAAACUAGCUGAAACGAGCCACUUAGCUACAAAUCAAAUCACCACAUGGCAGUUUCUUGUCAACCAUGACACAGCCUUAUGCCCCUUUGCAGCGCCUCUGUCUGCAUUCCCUGGCUGAAAUGUUGCAGUUCAGUUGUCAUGGGGGGUCGUUCUAGCAAACCAUGACACCCACCAUCUCAGAUUGUUCUGAAAUCGUUUCUGUAGUUAGAAAAUGAUAAGAUUAGCAUUCCUGGAACAUUUUGUUGAAAUAUAAUUUGAUCUGAUCUCUGAGAAAUUAGUUAAUUCAUUGCACCCAAAUUGGCAAUUUUUAAUGUAUACGAUUCAUGUAAUAUUCACUAAAAAUAAUACUGUAACGACCCUGGGUUUAUAAGUGCGGAUAUGCUUUUGGGGCACAGUCGAUGGCGCGCUCCCUGCCUGUUUCAUUACAUUGGUGUCAGAAGUGAUCGACACCAAUGUAAUGAAACAGGCAGGGAGCAGGUCUUCAUCCCUCAAUCUUAUAGCCUGAAGUCCAGCGCGCCAUCGACUGUGCCCCAAAAGCAUGCUCGUGUGGCAGCGUCGAUAUCCGCACUUAUAAACCCAGGGUCGUUACAGUACCUUACAUCCAAUUUGGACCUCAUUGAGUUAGACAAUUAAUUUGUAGAUACUUUAGGAUGAUUUGAACAUUAAGCGCGAAAAUGCUAAUAUAGGUACCAUUGAUGCAUUAGAUUUGUCCCACACAUGCUUAAAAGUUAGCAUUUAAAACAGUGGCUAACAAAACUAAAGCAUGGGUUGCUGUAAUACAUUGUCAAUAGACUACUUACAGGGUAAGGAAACCAAUAUAAUUUUGUAAUUUGGGUGAACUAUCCCUUUAACAUUGAGGGGGAGGGGGGGUCAAACUUUUUCACAAUAGCAGGAACAGCACCAUCUAGUGGUCAGAAUCUGGUAAUAUCAGGUUGUCGGAUGGGACAUAAACCUAACAACUUCGAUGACUAAUUUAUCUGAACAGAGGAAAGAAAACCCACCAAAAUCACUGGUAAUACAUUACGAUGAAGAAACAAUACUCCGAGCCGCAGCUCCAUACUACUUGUCAGACACAGAGAACCGAUACUAUAUACUCGUUUUUGGGGCGGGGUGUCUGGGGUCCGUGGGUGGCUUUUGACCAUUCCUUUGGAUUCCUCAUGUCUAACUCAUUGUUAGAUUUUUAUUUUUUUGUCAAAAUCGGAUGUUGGGUACUAUAUUUAUUGAGUAUUAUAUGAAUCCUAUAAAUUAAAAUGGCCAAUUUGGAUGCAAUCAAAUUAUAUUUAAACAAAAUAAUGUUGCAGGAAUGCUAAUCUUAUCUGUUUCUAACAACCAAAAUGAUUUCAGAACAAUCUGAGAUGGUGGAUGUCGAAAUCCUCUUUCUUGUGCUUUUUGAGGUGAAACGACCCAUGGUAUCGUUAGUAGCUAGCUAGCUAGCUUGUCUAGUGUCUACAGUACACUCACUACUGUAAGUCCCUCUGGAUAAGAGUUUCUGCUAGCUAAAUGAAUAAAAUGUCAAAUGUACUAUGUCUAUCUAUCUAACUAAUGUUAAUUGUCUUUCUCAAUCUCCCCAGACAACAUGGCAGAGGACAUCCCUGUGGAAGACUACCCUACUGAGAUUGAGGAGCAGCUCACAGGGUUUGAGUCAUCAGUCGGUGCUGUCAACAACAUGGUGCAGACCAUCCUAUCCAUGCCAAGAAAUGAGCUGGUGCAAAAAGUAUGUUUUCAGACAGACAGGGUAGAAUGACUUGGUAUUGAGUGUUAUCUGAAGUCCAGCGGUGUAUUCAGCCGUUUACUGUUUAAGAACCAAACGGAACCAAACAGAGAAAACGGAACGAAACGGGGAGAGACCUAGCUGAAUUUGUCCAAUAGAAACUCUAGUUUUCGUUGCAAAACCUUUUCCAUUUGUAGUAAACGGUUUCUGUCGCAAAACAUUUUGCAACAGACGACAAAUGUUUUGCAACAGUAUCGGCGUAAUGAAUACACCCCUGAUUAUUGGGAAUGUCACUCUGAGUCGGUCACAUAUUCAAAUGAACAGAAGCAAUAUUUAGGCCUCUGCUGUUAGACCCUCACCACUUAAGAGGUUUAAUUACACUCCUGAAAUGGGGUGCACAGAGCGCCCUGCUUAAAUCUACGGCUCCGGGUCAUAUUGUCAACAAGGCAGCGUGAUGCAUGCUUCAGAAACAGGCUACAACGUGUAUUUUCUAUGAAAUAUACAGUACCAUUCAAAAGUUUGGGCACACCUACUCAUUCAAGGGUUUUUCUUUAUUUGUACUAUUUUCUACAUUGUAGAAUAAUAGUGAAGACAUCAAAACUAUGAAAUAACACAUAUGGAAUCAUGUAGUAACCAAAAAACUGUUAAAUAGCCACCCUUUGCCUUGAUGACAGCUUUCCACACUCUUGGCAUUCUCUCAACCAGCUUCACCUGGGGUGCUUUUCCAACAGUCUUGAAGGAGUUCCCACAUAUGCUUAGCACUGCUUUUCCUUCACUCUGCCGUUCGACUCAUCCCAAACCAUCUCAAUUGGGUUGAGGUCGGGGGAUUGUGGAGGCCAGGUCAUCUGAUGCAGCACUCCAUCACUCCUUCUUGGUCAAAUAGCUCUUACACAGCCUGGAGGUGUGUUGGGUCAUUGUCCUGUUGAAAAACAAAUGAUAGUCCCACUAAGCCCAAACCAGAUGGGAUGGCGUAUCGCUGCAGAAUGCUGUGGUUAAGUGUGACUUGAAUUCUAAAUAAAUCACAGUGUCACCAGUAAAGCACCCCCACACCAUAACACCUCCUCUUCCAUGCUUUACGGAGGGAACUACACAUGCAGAGAUCAACCGUUUACCCACACCGCGUCUCACAAAGACACGGCGGUUGGAACCAAAAAUCUCCAAUUUAGACUCCAGACCAAAGGACACAUUUCCACCGGUCUAAUGUCCAUUGCUCGUGUUUCUUGGCCCAAGCAAGUCUUUUCUUCUUAUUGGUGUCCUUUAGUAGUGGUUUCUUUGCAGUAAUUCGACCAUGAAGGCCUGAUUCACACAGGCCCCUCUGAACAGUUAAUGUUGAGAUGUGACAUGAACUUUGUGAAGCAUUUAUUUGGGUAGCAAUUUCUGAGGCUGGUAACUCUAAUGAACUUAUCCUCUGCAGCAGAGGUAACUCUGGGUCUUCCAUUCCCUUGGCGGUCCUCAUGAGAGACAGUUUCAUCAUAGCGCUUGAUGGUUUUUGCGACUGCACUUGAAGAAACUUUCAAAGUUCUUGAAAUGUUCCGUAUUGACUGACCUUCAUGCUUUAAAGUAAUGAUGGACUGUCGUUUCUCUUUGCUUAUUUGAGCUGUUCUUUCCAUAAUAUGGACUUACCAAAUAGGGCUAUCUUCUGUAUACCCCCCUACCUUGUCACAACACAACUGAUUGGCUCAAACUCAUUAAUGAAAUAUUCCAUACGCACAAAAAGCUUAUUUAGCUCCAAUAUUGUGCACAAAUGUGUUUACAUCCCUGUUAGUGAGCAUUUAUCCUUUGCCAAGAUAAUCCAUCCACCUGACAGGUGUGGCAUAUCAAGAAGCUGAUUAAACAGCAUGAUCAUUACACAGGUGCACCUUGUGUUAGGGGACAAUAAAAGGCCACUCUAAAAUGUGCAGUUUUGUCACACAACACAAUGCCACAGAUGUCUCAAGUUUUCAGGGAGCGUGCAAUUGGCAUGCAGGAAUGUCCACCAGAGCUUUUGCCAGAGAAUUGAAUGUUCAUUUCUCUACCUUAAGCUGCCUCCAACGUUGUUUUAGAGAAUUUGGCAGUAUGUCCAACUGGCCUCUCAACCACAGGCCACGUGUAACCACGCCAGCCCAGGACCUCCACAUCCGGCUUCUUCACCUGUGGAAUCCUCUGAGACCAGCCACCCAGACAGUUGAUGAAACUGAGGAGUAUUUCUGUCUGUAAUAAAGCCCUUUUGUGGGGAAAAACACAUUCUGAUUGGCUGGUCCUGGCUCCCCAGUGGGUGCCCCUGCCCAGUCAUGUGAAAUCCAUAGAUUAGGGUCUAAUGAAUUUAUUUAAAUUGUCUGAUUUCCUUAUUUGAACUGUAACCCAGUAAAAUCGUUGAAAUUGUUGCAUGUUGCGUUUAUAUUUUUGUUCAGUAUAGUUUUCCAUCAAACACUUGUUCAUGUGAAAACAUGUAAUACUAAGUCAUUACUGCUUGACAAUAGGCUAGUUUUGAGCUGAUUUCACCACCGGCUUGAGCGGUGCUCCCAGCUCACACCCGGGGGGCAGCCUGGUUACAAAACGAAUGCAAAUCACGUUUAACCUGGUGCAAACUCUGCCUACCUGUCGAACUGGGCCAAGCUAAAACUAACCCUCUCAAUGUGUCUUUUGCUUACUUAAUAGCUGGAUCCUCUGGAACAAGCCAAGCUGGACCUGAUGUCUGCAUAUAGCCUCAACUCUCUUUUCUGGAGUAAGUGUGCUUUAUUUUCCUGCACGCAAAUCCAGGUUAAUAUUGUAAAAUUAUAUUCAGUCAGCACAUUGUUUUGUGUGUGAAGAUGAUGAAACGACUGUCACCACAACGCACUCAUUCUCGUUUUGUUGUUUACAGUGUACUUGGUCACACAAGGAAUAAACCCCAAAGAACAUGCAAUCAAACAAGAGUUGGUAAGAUAUUCCAUUUUUUUUAACCCCGAAGACAAUUCUACUCGUCCCACUGUAUUUUGUUCAGUCAAUUGGCAACUUCCAUAACCUGCAUACAACUGAGUGUACAAAACAUUAGGAACACCUGCUCUUUCCAUGACAGAGCAUGUUUCCAUGCACACUAAUAAUUCAAUAUUAAACUGAUUAUGGCAGAAGGCCGAGUAUGGCAUUAGUCAUGUAAACACCUUACUCUGUUGAUCUGUCAUGGACACAGCAGGUGUUCCUAAUAUUUUGUACACUGUGCAUGUCAGGUCAUAAUCGAUGAAGCAUACACCGAUUUAAAAAAAACUGUGUGGAAGUUUCCGGCAUUUAUCAAAAGUCCCAUCCGUAGCCUGAUUUCAGAUGUGUCCAUGUAAACAGGAUUAUUAAGGAAAUCGUUCUUCUUGCAAAGCAUGUAAACAUUUUAAACCAACUAUUAUAUUAACCUGACUAUCCACAAUAAUCACAUUGUUUACAUGUAACCGUGGUCACAGACUGACCAGGUGAAUCCAGGUGAAAGCUAUGAUCCCUUAUUGAUGUCACUUGUUAAAUCCACUUAAAUCAGUGUAGAUGAAGGGGAGGAGACGGGUUAAAUAAUGAUUUCUAAGCCUUGAGACAAUUGAGACAUGGAUUGUGUAUGUGUGCCUUUCAGAGGGUGAAUGGGAAAGACAAAAGAUUAAAGUGCCUUUGAACGGGGUAUGGUAGUAGGUGCCAGGCGCACCGGUUUGAGUGUGUCAAGAACUGCAACGCUGCUGGGUUUUUUCACACUCAACAGUUUCCCGUGUGUAUCAAGAAUGGUCCACCACCCAAAGGACAUCUAGCCAACUUGACACAACUGUGGGAAGCAUUGGAGUAAACAUGGGCCAGCUUCCCUGUGGAACGCUUUCGACACCUUGUAGAGUCCAUGCCCCCGACGAAUUGAGGCUGUUCUGAGGGGUGCAACUCAAUAUUAGGAAGGUGUUGCUAAUGUUUUGUACUCUGUCUGCUGUAGCCUACUGUAGAUAAGUAUCUGCUAAGUGACAUAAUAUAUAUUUUUAUCGUAACGUUAUUUCUAAGUGCUUUAUUUUCUUGUCACCUGACUAGGAGAGGAUCAGGACGUACAUGAACCGUGUGAAGGAGAUCACUGACAGGAGGAAAGCGGCCCGUCUGGACAAAGCAGCGGCAUCUCGCUUCCUCAGGAACGCCCUCUGGGAACCUGAGGAAGGGGGGUCAAAGGACACGCCGGGUCGUGCCCCCCAACACACACCAGGUCGCGGUCGCAUCACACCGGGUCGCGGUCACAGCACCCCGGGUCGCGGUCACAACACACCGGGUCGCGGUCACAACACACCGGGUCGCGGUCACAACACACCGGGUCGCGGUCACAACACACCAGGUCGCGGUCACAACACACCGGGUCGCGGUCACAACACACCGGGUCGCGGUCACAACACACCAGGUCGCGGUCACAACACACCGGGUCGCGGCCACCACAAAAGAUUUGAUGACCAUCAGUCAAAAUAACCCAAACUCAGCUGAGAGGAGGUGCUUCCUCACUGGCCUCUACCACGUUUCCUUGGCCCCCUUUCUAUGUGCACCUGUCUGAAAGAACUGGAUAGGUGAAAGCAGAGCCUUAUCACGUGUAACCAUGGUGUAACCAUGGUGUUACCAUGGUGUUACCAUGGACAAGCGACUAAUGAGUCACUGUUAUUUUUACACAUGUUUUGUGCACAAGUAGAAGUUUUAUCAAAUUGUUUUAGUUUAUUUCUCUCUUCAAACGUUCAAAGAAGUCGUCAUCAUAACAUCAGACAGAAAAUGUCCUACCAGUGCUACCCUUAUUGUCUUUGAACUAGAUUGAUACUUUUUAUAUGCAUUUGUUUUAUUUAGUCAUCAACUUUGUUUACGUUGCCUACUGUAAUUACAAAA
Coregonus sp. 'balchen' is the source of this 7173-nucleotide messenger RNA. NCBI's taxonomy places the organism in Eukaryota, Metazoa, Chordata, Actinopteri, Salmoniformes, Salmonidae. The record is from the annotation of a GenBank genome assembly.